CCUUACCCGUCCACCACUCUCAUAGCGAAGAGCCGAAGACCAUAUCCUUCCACUGCUAUGGCGGCGGCGGCGACCUCUCCGGCGAGGGCUUCGUGGCGUCCUGCGGUUCCCGCGACCUCCGCAUCGGCAUCAGGUGUCUGCUUCCGUGUUGGAGCGAAGCGCUUCAACGCACGACUCCAGACGGCAAGCAGCUGUGGGCACCGACUCACCAGGCUCACAGCCGCUCACGUCAAGAGCGGGGAAGCCGAAGGGCGUCCAAGCACGGAGGAGAGCGCGGCCAGCGGCGGCGCCCCCGACGAGGACUCCCUGCGACGCGAGCUCCAGACCGCGAUCCAGGGCGAGGACUACGCGCGCGCCGCGGCGCUGCGGGACGAGCUCCGCGUGCUGCAGGAGGACGGGCGGUCCGCGGUGCUGGCGGCGAACGCGCGGUUCUACGCCGCGUUCAAGGACGGCGACCUGGUGGCGAUGCACCGGGCCUGGGCCAAGGGCGACCACGUCUACGUGGUGCACCCGUCGGCGGGGCGGAUCUCCGGGUACGAGAUGGUGAUGCAGAGCUGGGAGAUGGUGUGCGACGCCGGCUACGAGUUCCCGCUGCAGAUCGACCUGCGGGACGUGGCGGUGCGCGUGCGCGGCGGCGUCGGCUACGUCACCUGCCUGGAGAUGGUCAGGACCAAGGGGAGCACCAGCUGGGGGAAGCAGCUGGCCACCAAUGUGUUCGAGAAGGUGGAUGGCGAGUGGCUCAUGUGCGUCCACCAUGCCUCGCACUUCGAUGAGUGACACUGAAUUGCGCUUCGAUCGAUCGAUCGAUGAGUGAAUAAUUUUCAUCGGCAGUGAGGUAGUUAUAUAGUACAGAAACAAGAUGAUUCAGAUUUGAAAAUUGUUGUGAUCCCUGCACUGCACUCUGUUGGUUCUGCUCGGGAGAAAAAAAAAGGACUCAAAAUGAUUCAAACACCAGUUUAUGUCUAGUUGCAUAUUCCUGUUACC
Messenger RNA from Sorghum bicolor (sorghum), 984 nucleotides. RefSeq lists its product as uncharacterized. Bases 58 to 777 code for a protein of 239 amino acids. NCBI's taxonomy places the organism in Eukaryota, Viridiplantae, Streptophyta, Magnoliopsida, Poales, Poaceae. The transcript has 2 exons. The record is from RefSeq and is a predicted model, not a curated record. Gene Ontology annotation, molecular function: protein binding.